Paramecium octaurelia is the source of this 990-nucleotide messenger RNA. The record is from the annotation of a GenBank genome assembly. Lineage: Eukaryota; Ciliophora; Oligohymenophorea; Peniculida; Parameciidae.
AUGUCCCAAAAUUCACAUACUAAUAAGUAAUUUUCUUUCCACUCUACAAUUAAAAUCAAAAGAUUCCCCAUGUUGGAACCCUUGUUUAAAUAAAUCAACCAAGUUGUUCCCUUAAAUACUCAAAGGGGAAGAAGCUUUAAAUGCUAUCUAUUUAACACAACUGGAGGAUAGUGCAAGUUUAGAAGGAAGACUUGUACAUGUUCUGAGUGUGGAGGAACAAAUAUCUUCGUUGAAAAAUAGAAUGCUUUAUAACCCAUUACCUACAUCAGAGCACAUCAUGUAAAAAAAAGAAAGAGGAAGAUGCAUCGUAAUAAAGGAGGUGGCAGACAAUUAUCAGCCAUGAUCACUAGAGUGCCUCUUAAGAUAGAGGAUAUUACCAAUCUGAUUCCAACAAGAAAGGAAAGAAAAGCAAAAACAUUACUCCAAAACUAAAUUAUUGAAUAAACAUUAUUAAAAUGCAAAAGACUACUCACUAAAGAUGACUCCGAUAUUGGGUAUGAAUAUUUCUUUGCCAAUGAAUUGAAAAUUGCUUAUUAGACUCAAGAAUUUAUGACGAAUAGUACUUUUGAAAAAACUCCAACUUAAACCAAGCAACCAAAUGGCAAUUUUACGACGAGUCAAAGAACAAUUGAUGAAUCUCAAUUGACUAGUGCUUAGAAUUUGAAUAUUAAUUAGAGUCAAGUCUUAAUCACUCAACUUCCUAGAGUCAAUUAUAAAAUUAAACAAAAACCUUCGCUACAUAGUCCUAGAAUCUAUCAAGAUAUUAUUUAAUCACACAAUCUUAAGCCCAAUCAGACUGUGGAUAAAUAUGUAUCUCAAAGUGCUCAUUGUUCGCCAAUGAAUAUCAAAUUACCCUUGAUUAGUUAAUAAAAAGUGAGCCAAACCAAAAGAAAGAAAUCAGAACAUGUUUAUUUGAAAGGAUCUCCUUUGAAAUUACUGCAUGAAUUAAAAUCUUAGAUUUUAUUAUAAAAAAAAAUGAGCAAAUAAUGA